Messenger RNA from Mus caroli (Ryukyu mouse), 2063 nucleotides. It is a transcript of the gene Zscan25, whose product is annotated as zinc finger and SCAN domain containing 25. Gene Ontology annotation, molecular function: DNA-binding transcription factor activity, RNA polymerase II-specific; RNA polymerase II cis-regulatory region sequence-specific DNA binding. The record is from RefSeq and is a predicted model, not a curated record. Gene Ontology annotation, biological process: regulation of transcription by RNA polymerase II. NCBI's taxonomy places the organism in Eukaryota, Metazoa, Chordata, Mammalia, Rodentia, Muridae.
GACGGAGCAAGCUGCAGCUCGGCGGGGCAGCAGCGGACCAGGGGUCGUAGGCUCCACGCACAGCGGUGAUCUCAGACUGGUCACCCUUGUUGUCAUCCUCAGCCUUGUCGGAGCUUGAAGAUGCUGAAAGAGCGUCUGGAGAUGGCAGGAGAUCCUCAGCAACAGAUGGGUGCUCCAGUGGUCAAACUGGAGAAGGAGCUGCCGUGGGGCAGGGGAGGGGAGGACUCGAGUCCCGAGGCAUUUCGGUUGAGGUUUCGGCAGUUCCGCUACCAAGAGGCUGCUGGUCCCCAGGAAGCCCUCAGGGAGCUCCAAGAGCUCUGUCGGCGGUGGCUGAGGCCCGAGCUGCACACCAAAGAGCAGAUCCUGGAGCUGCUGGUGCUGGAGCAGUUCCUUACCAUCCUGCCCCGAGAGUUCUACACCUGGAUCCGGGAACACAGCCCAGACAGCGGCAAGGCUCUGGUGGCCAUGGUGGAGGAGCUGAUGGGGAGCACGGAGGCCAAGGCGGUUCCAUGCCAUGGCCAGUCAGAGCAGCUGGUCACAGCCCUUGGAGGAUCGUGGCAAUCAGGCAUCCACCUGGGGCCGGUAGAAGUCAAACCUGAGUGGGGGAUACCCCAGGGGGAAGGAGUUCAAAGCCUAGGCCCAAGCACCACAGAACAGCUGAGCCAGGGCCCUGGAGAUGGGACACAGGCCUUCCAGGAGCAAGCAUUGCCCAUUCUUCAUGUGGGUCCAGGGCUUCCCUCUGUGAGUGCCAGAGACCAAGAGAUGGCUGCUGGGUUCCUUGCAGCCACGUCCCAGGGUCUGGGGCCAUUUAAAGACAUGACUUUGGGUUUUCCUGAGGAGGAAUGGAGGCAUGUAGCCCCAGCUCAGAUUGACUGCUUUGGAGAAUACGUGGACUCACAGGAUUGUGGGGUCCUUCCAGGUGCUGGGAGCAAGGAGAAGGAGGCUAAGCCCCAGCAGGAAGACCUGAAGAGAGCAUUUGUUGGGUUGACUUCCGAUGGCUUUGGAGAAGCUGCCAUCCAGAUUCCUGGACCAGGGGGCACCUGUGAGCAAGAGCCUGGGAGCUCUGGGACCAGUCUGCCUGGGCUUCCUGCUCCUCAGCAUGGGGUCCCCCUGCCUGACACCCUCAACACCCACAAUUCUUUCUGGAAGCCUUUCCAGUGCCCUGAGUGUGGAAAAGGCUUUAGUCGGAGCUCCAACCUUGUUAGGCACCAGCGGACCCAUGAAGAAGAAAAAUCCUUUGGCUGUGUGGAGUGUGGGAAAGGUUUCACCCUGAGGGAGUACCUCACCAAGCAUCAGAGGACCCACCUGGGCAAGAGGCCCUAUGUGUGUGGCGAGUGCUGGAAGACCUUCAGCCAGAGGCAUCACCUGGAGGUGCACCAGCGUAGCCACACUGGGGAGAAGCCCUACAAGUGCUCAGACUGCUGGAAGGGCUUCAGCCGGAGGCAGCAUCUGCUGGUGCAUCGUAGGACCCACACGGGGGAAAAGCCCUACACCUGUGAGUGUGGCAAGAGUUUCAGCCGUAACGCCAACCUGGCAGUGCACAGGCGUGCCCAUACUGGGGAGAAGCCCUAUGGCUGCCAGGUGUGCGGCAAGCGCUUCAGCAAGGGGGAGCGACUGGUGCGACACCAGAGGAUCCACACCGGUGAGAAGCCCUAUCACUGCCCAGCCUGCGGCCGCAGCUUCAACCAGAGGUCUAUCCUCAACCGUCAUCAGAAGACCCAGCAUCGCCAGGAGCCUCCGGUGCAGUGAGCCUACUAAGGGAACAGGUCUGCCAUAGGAGCGACUUGUGUUGCAUCGAGUGGUCUGGGCAGUGCUCAGUGAGGGACAGCAGAAUGUGCUCAAGUAGGAGGAGGGCAGAGCCUGGAGUAGGUAUGGGAAGCUGGCAGAGGUCCCACGGUUUCCCUCACCUCUUAUAGGGAAACACUAUCCUGAGCUUCAGGUUUUCUUAUCCUUCUUCCCACAGUGGGGAUGGGAACCCACCUCCUGAGCAAGUUUAGAGGAAAGGGCAGAAUUUUAUUUGAAAUAGGCAGCUUGAAGCUUGUUUUCUUCUUUUUUUCCUCUCU